AUGAACAGUUGUUAUUAUGUUAUGGGAUUGUUGUUGUUGAUGGUUUCCUUUGUUUUUGGAAUAACAACAGCCACAACAGAUUCCUUUUGCGGAAAUCAAGCUAUCAGAUUCCCUUUCGGAAUCAAAAACCAUCAAGCACCAUCGCGUGGCUACCCUGGCUUUGAUUUGAUUUGUUCAUCAAACCAAACUAUGAUUCAACUUCCUCACUCAGUGAAACUCAAUGUCGAUAACAUUGACUACAAACGCCAAACAAUUCUACUUUCCGAUCCACAAACUUGUCUUUACAAACAGAUCAAAAACCUCAAUAUUUCAUCCACUCCGUUCAACUACUUGAAACGUGACUAUGAUCAUUUUGUUGACCAUUACUUUUUCAACUGUUCACUUCUGAUUAGAAAUGAGUUAGAUUCCUAUUUGGUUCCAUGUCUAAGCACUUCAACCUCUCAAACAUAUGCUAUCCCUUCUGAUAGACUCAUUGAUGACCUUCCUCUCUCUUUUUGCACCAAAAUGUUUCAUGUUUCAUUCAAACCUUCUGAAUUUGUUCCUUUGAUGUGGUCUCAGCCUGAUUGUAAACACUGUGAAUCAAAAGGAAACAGGUGUGGUUGGAACAAUACUACACACUCCAAGAAAAUCGACUGUAUCUCCAAAGGUUCAUCAACGGCUUUACUCACCACAGGGUCAAUUCUUGGAUCUUUGUUUUUCAUCUUGUUGACUGGUGCAGUUUACCAUAUUUAUGACAUUUACAUACUAAAGAAAGCAAAACAAGCAAUUAUAGAAAGGUUUUUGGAAGACUAUAGAGCUCUUAAGCCUACUAGAUACUCUUAUGUAGAAAUUAAGAGAAUCACUAAUAAUUUUGGAGACAAAUUAGGAGAAGGAGCUUAUGGAAGUGUGUAUAAAGGAAGCAUUUCAAAAGAGAUUAAUGUUGCUGUCAAAAUACUAAACUUUUCUCAAGGAAAUGGGCAGGACUUUCUCAAUGAAGUUGGUACAAUGGGUAGAAUCCACCAUGUUAAUAUUGCUCGAUUGAUCGGGUUUUGCGCCGAUGGGUUUAAAAGAGCUCUUGUUUAUGAAUUUUUGCCAAAUGGUUCAUUGCAAAAGUUCAUAAAUUCACCGGAUAAUGAGAAAAACUUCCUUGGUUGGAAAAAAAUGCACGAAAUUGCUUUAGGAAUAGCUAAAGGAAUUGAGUAUCUUCAUCAAGGGUGUGAUCAACGCAUCCUCCAUUUUGAUAUCAAGCCGCAAAACGUGUUACUUGACCAUAACUUCAUUCCAAAAAUAAGUGAUUUUGGUCUAGCUAAAUUAUGUUCUAGGGAUCAGAGCAUAGUGUCGAUGACUACAGCUAGAGGAACUUUGGGCUACAUUGCUCCCGAAGUUUUUUCAAGAAACUUUGGAAAUGUGUCUUACAAAUCAGAUGUUUAUAGUUAUGGAAUGAUGUUGCUUGAAACAAUAGGAGGAAAGAAGAUCACGGAGGAUUUAGAGAAAAACACUAGUCAUGUUCACUAUCCAGAAUGGAUUCAUAAUCUGUUAGAUGACCAAGAGGAAAUGAGAAUUCAUGUUGAUGAUCAAGAGGAUGAAAAAACUGUUAGGAAAAUGGCGAUUGUGGGACUUUGGUGCAUUCAAUGGCAUGCAAUGGAUCGACCAUCAAUGCAAAUGGUGGUUCAAAUGUUGGAAGGAGAUGAAGACAAAACUCCAAUACCUCCCAAUCCUUUUGCUUCUCAGUCUAGACGACCUAGAAGAAAUGGUUCAAUUGCAAGACAACUAACACAAGAUUUAGAUGUAAUUGAAGAGUUAGAUUAA
Vicia faba (fava bean) is the source of this 1788-nucleotide messenger RNA. The record is from the annotation of a GenBank genome assembly. Lineage: Eukaryota; Viridiplantae; Streptophyta; Magnoliopsida; Fabales; Fabaceae.